AUUUUAACCAAAGAUUUAAACCAUGGACCAUUAUACAAGAAAAAUAUGUGAUCAUGGCAUGAACCAAUAACUUCUUGGCAAGAAGACUAAAUCAGGAGGAUAGCAGACCAUGGCCCAAAGAACCAUGGCCUGUGCAAAUGGCAACACCGCAUAUAGAAGAUUUUAACCUAAAAACAUUAAAUAAAUACAAGAAGUCUUCUUCAUUAAAAAUAUUCUGUUAUGAAACUAGUUUCAACAAUAUUUAAAUAUUUAGAAAAACGAAGCUUAUACACUACUUCAACAAUGGCAAAAAGUAAGUUUGAAUACGUAAAAAAUUUUGAAUGUGAUGAGAACCUGUUGCCAAAUUGUUGGAUUGUUGUUAGAGUGGAUGGAAAAUCCUUUCAUAAAUUCACCACUAAACACAGUUUUAAAAAACCCAAUGAUAGUCAAGCUUUAUGGCUAAUGAAUAAAGCAGCAAGUGUUGUUAUGGAUGAAUUUAAAGAUAUUUUAUUAUCUUAUGGACAAAGCGAUGAAUAUUCUUUUGUAUUAAGAAAAGAUUCUAUGUUAUACAACAGAAGGAAAACCAAGAUUAUGACUUAUAUAAACAGUUUGUUUUCUUCUGCAUAUGUCUUUUUUUGGAAUGAAUACUUCCCUGAUGUUAAAUUAAAGUACCCUCCAUCAUUUGAUUCUCGAGUGGUGCUAUAUCCAUCUGAUGAAAAUUUGAGAGAUUAUUUAAGCUGGAGACAAGCUGAUUGUCAUAUAAACAACCUCUAUAAUACAGUAUUUUGGGCUCUUGUUCAAAAAGGACAUCUUACAAAUACAGAAGCUGAACAGAGAUUAUGUGGCACAUUUUCAAGCGACAAAAAUGAAAUUUUGUUUACUGAAUUUAAUACAAACUACAAUAAUGAACCACUUAUGUACAGAAAAGGGACAAUUUUAAUAAGAAAAAAAAUUAAAAGCCCCAAAAGUGGUAAAAACAAGAUAAUAAUUUUACCUUUACAUGAGGAUUUAAUACAAGAUCAAUUCUGGAAAAAAAAUUUCGAAAUUUUAGAAAUUCAGGCAACUCAGUUUUAUGAUUGGCCACCAGAACUAGAAAUUCCUGAGUUUGUUAAAAAACAAUUUAAAAUUGAAACCAACUGAAAAAUGUUAAUAACGUUAUGUUUUAAUAUAAAUUUUUAUGAUA
Molecule: messenger RNA, 1162 nt
Organism: Brassicogethes aeneus
Lineage: Eukaryota; Metazoa; Arthropoda; Insecta; Coleoptera; Nitidulidae
Source: the annotation of a GenBank genome assembly